Molecule: messenger RNA, 1167 nt
Organism: Centruroides sculpturatus (bark scorpion)
Lineage: Eukaryota; Metazoa; Arthropoda; Arachnida; Scorpiones; Buthidae
Exons: 1
Coding region: 511-1149 (212 amino acids)
Molecular function (GO): nucleic acid binding; zinc ion binding
Source: RefSeq, a predicted model, not a curated record
ACCUGAACGCCCACCCACGAGUUUGCCGUGCGUGGUGUCCCAUAUGCCGGAAAGGGGGAUUUUGGUAGUUGAGGGGCAACAUAACGUCCCCAAUACACUGCUUUGGCCUCUGCUUUGGAUAAACGGGAGGCUCAAAUCAGGCUCCGUUUGAGUCAAUCGGCUGGUUGUUGAGUCAUUCUUGACCUCGGCUUGGAGUCAACCGAUCGAUGCAGACCGGGCGGACACGUCAGACAAGAUGUGCUCUUCAAGAUUAAAAAAAUUCAAAAAGUUCUUGUGCACCAACAACAAAAACAAACGAAAAAAUCUUCACUAAUCCAGCGUACUUAGUAGUGCACGCAACCGGAGAAAAACCCUUGGCUAAAGCUUCACCUUUCUUGAUUCAAAAAUUGUUUGAAUCGACCAUUGGACAGUUGAAAAAAAAUACAAAAAUUAAGAUCUGGAGAUUUACUGGUGGAAACAGCUUCCCCACAACAAUCGGCAAAACUUCUGGAAACAAAGACCCUAGGAGAAAUGGAAGUCACUGUCACCCCACAUGCGAGCCUAAACUUAUCACGUGGGGUAAUAUCUGAAAUUGAUCUGAUAUCUGAAGAUGAAUCAGAUAUUCAGAUUAGCCUUUCAGAUCAAGGAGUCACUGCUGUCCGACGCAUUUCCAAUCGUCGAGAUGGCAAGUUGAUUCCCACCAAACAUCUUAUUUUGACAUUUAAUAAACCGACUUUGCCAUCUGUUAUUACAGCAGGUUAUCUGCGCUUCCCAGUUCGCCCUUAUGUUCCAAAUCUGCUGCGUUGCUUUAAAUGCCAGCGAUUUGGACAUUCACAAAUAUCGUGUCAAGGGAAAAGCAUAUGCGCACAGUGUGGAACUGAAGGUCACGACAGUACUGAGUGUAUCACUACUCCAUGCUGUGUGAAUUGCAAAAAUGCCCAUCCCGCCUACUCUCAAAAAUGUUUAGCAUGGCAGAGAGAGAAAGAGAUCCAGCGAGUAAAAGCCAUUAACAACAUACCAUAUCCGGAGGCUCGGCGCAUGGUCACUCAAAGCACAGCAGUGAAACAGAAAACAUUUGCUUCUGUGUUAAAAUCCACAAAGACAUGUGGGGUUCAAACCGAUAUCUCUGUCUCCCAAAGCGAAUCUCUUACUCGCCAUGCGAAAUCUUAAUACUUUCGUCUACGCAAA